This is a messenger RNA of Engraulis encrasicolus (European anchovy), 4324 nucleotides long. It is a transcript of the gene dcaf5, whose product is annotated as ddb1 and cul4 associated factor 5. The record is from RefSeq and is a predicted model, not a curated record. NCBI's taxonomy places the organism in Eukaryota, Metazoa, Chordata, Actinopteri, Clupeiformes, Engraulidae. Gene Ontology annotation, molecular function: protein binding. The transcript has 9 exons. Bases 245 to 3217 code for a protein of 990 amino acids. Gene Ontology annotation, cellular component: Cul4-RING E3 ubiquitin ligase complex; cytoplasm.
GCAGGAAGCGAAUGGCUGGCUGCACGACUCCAGAGAAACGCAACCAAGUGCUUUUCACAUUUCGUUAUUUUAGUGUAGCCAACAUGUAGUUAAGUUGCCACCGAGGCUAGACGUCAGUAGGCAGGCAUGUAUAUUACAUUUGUGUAAACGCGUCGGAUGUCAGCUGUCGCACAGAUUUCUGUAACUUAGAAGUGGAGUAGCCAGCAGUCGCACCGUAGUUGGCAAACAGAGGCGAGGGGCCAAAAUGAAGGAGAUAAUGGGAUGUGGCAUGCGAUCGUCGGUGGGGUUCCUGUCCCGGAGAAAAAUAACCGGGGAUACUCUAAUGAAGGAGGAAUUCCAACGACGUAGGCUGGCCGGUUGCACCAGCCUGUUCAAAAAAGAUCUGCUGGGCCAUUUCGGAUGCGUGAACGCCAUAGAGUUCUCCAACAAUGGAGGAGAGUGGCUUGUGUCCGGUGGAGAUGACAGGCGGGUGCUGCUGUGGCAUAUGGAGAAGGCCAUCCACUCGCGGGCAAAGCCCCUCAAGCUGAAGGGGGAGCACCUGUCCAACAUCUUCUGCCUGGCCUUCGACAGCACCAACAAGAAGGUCUUCUCUGGAGGGAAUGACGAACAGGUGAUCCUCCAUGAUGUGGAGAGAGGCGAGACCCUGAACGUGUUCCUCCACGAUGAUGCGGUGUACGGGCUGUCCGUCAGUCCGGUGAACGACAACGUAUUCGCCAGCUCGGCGGAUGAUGGCAGAGUCCUCAUCUGGGACACCCGGGAGCCACCACACGGAGAACCCUUCUGUUUGGCCAGUUACACCUCAGCGUUCCACAGCGUCAUGUUCAACCCAGCAGAACCUCGCCUGCUGGCCACCGCCAACUCCAAAGAGGGAGUGGGCUUAUGGGACAUCCGCAAGCCACGCAGUUCUCUGUUGCGGUACGGCGGUAGCCUGUCUCUUCAGAGUGCCAUGAGUGUGCGUUUCAACAGUACAGGUACCCAGCUGCUGGCCCUGCGGCGCCGGCUGCCCCCCGUGCUGUACGAGCUGCACUCCCGCCUGCCCAGCUUCCAGUUUGACAACCAGGGCUACUUCAACUCCUGCACCAUGAAGAGCUGCUGCUUUGCCGGCGACCGCGACCAGUACAUCUUGUCUGGGUCUGAUGACUUCAACCUCUACAUGUGGAGAAUCCCCAAAGACCCUGAAGCAGGAGGUGCGGGGCGUGUGGUGAACGGGGCCUUCAUGGUGCUGAAGGGCCACCGCUCCAUCGUCAACCAGGUGCGCUUCAACCCCCACACCUACAUGAUCUGCUCCUCAGGGGUCGAGAAGGUCAUCAAGGCCUGGAGCCCGUACCAGCAGCCGGACAGCAGCGGUGACCUUGACGGCCGUGCGGAGGACAAGUCUCGCAGCCUGUACACGCACGAGGAGUACAUCAGCCUGGUGCUCAACAGCGGCAGCGGCCUGUCGCACGACUACGUUAGCCAGUCGGUGCAGGAGGACCCGCGCAUGAUGGCCUUCUUCGACUCGCUGGUGCGCCGCGAGAUCGAGGGCUGGAGCUCCGACUCGGACUCGGACCUGAGCGAGGGCGCCAUCCUGCAGCUGCACGCGCGCGGCCACCGCAUCACCAGGUCCUCGUCAUCGUCGGCCGCCGCCGCUGCCACCGCGGCCGCCGCCGUCGUGUUAGGACCGCUAUCGGACGCCGCGAACGUGGCAUCGUCAACCAGUUCCAUCGUGGGUGGUGGUGGUGGUGGUGGUGGCAUGGGGGUGCUGCGGUCCUCUGAAACCAUGUCGGGCAUAGUCAGGGUCAUCGCCAAUCAGGACGAUGACAAUAGCCGUCGCGGUCGCAGUCACCGCAACAGCCACUCUGACGAUGACAACUCAUCCUCCUCCUCGUCUCUGGCGGGCCCCGAGCUGUCGGAGGACGACGUGGUGGUGGGAGGAGGAGGAGGUGAAGACCAAGGCUUGGUGGUGGAGGAGGAGGACGAGGACGUAUUGGUGGAGAGGCUCUCGCGCGGGCACCACCGCCGUUGGCGCGGAGGGGUGGGCGGCGGGAGGCGGCGCCGCCAGCAGUCGGCCAUUUUCCUGGACCUUGCCAACAACAACAACAACCAUGACGACGAGGACGUGGAGGGGGACUCGGACUCCAGCGGCUUCUGGUUCAACCCGGUGCCGCGCCCGCGUUCGCCCAGCCCCCCGCCCCUGGACCUGUCCAGCCUCUCCAGCCUCUCGCACUCGGCCUCCGAGGCGGAGGAGGAGUCCAUCAUCUCCUCCACCUCCUCCAGCCCCUCCUCCUCGUCCUCCUCCAGUGAAGCGGAGGAGGAGGAAGAGGAGAGGCAGCAGAGGAGGCGGGCGGCCACCCGGCAGCGCAACGCAGCGCGCAGGAGACGGCACGGCCACAGUAGCCGCUUUACCGGGAGCAACCAGGACGAUGAGGAGGAGGAGGAACCAGGCAGCACCUCCACUACCACGCAGCAGCAGAAGGAGGGCCUCCAUGUCUGCUCCUCCUCCAUGCUGGAUCCCUGCAGCUACCCCAAGAUCACCAUAGACGAACCCAGCUCCUCCUCGUCCUCCUUUGGGGAGACUGGUGGAGGUGGUGGGGGAGGUGGUGGAGGUGAGGAUGGCGGGAUGAGAGGGCAGAGGUCGGGGAGCGGCAAGAGGCAGCGGCGCCACCGUCGCAGUCGCGACGAAGACGGCUCCCCACCACCAUCCGAGCGGCCCCAGACGCGGCUGGGACACGGGCCGGACCCGGGGGUCUUAUCCAGGAGCCCGUCGCCGCCCACGGUUACGGAGCUGCGGUGCGUGUCGCGAGCGGGGGACAGGAGCAGGAGGGGGAGAGAAAUAGAGGAGGAGUGGAAUCGAGAGGAGGAGGUGGAGGAGGAGGAACGUGUCAGGAGAAGAGAGGGUUUUGGUGGUGGAGAGGAGGAUGAUGAUGACGACUAUCGUGAUGGGCUAAGAACCUCCACAUCUGCACCGCCAUCACGACGACGUGUGAACUUUUUGGACACUGUAGAAGAGCCUAGUAAUAGUAGAAAUUCAUUGGAGGAGCCUCGUGUGAGGUACCUCACGACGGACUUACGGAACCGGGAAGGAACCGGAACCAGAACCGGAAAGUCAAGGGUGGUGGCGAGCAAACGGACUCAUGGGGGCGUGGAGUGUGACUCCGAGGGGUCGUCAUCAGACUCUGCCGAGGAGGGGUCAGGCCACGAUGGUGCUCCAUCAGGGAAGAGGCAGAAGAAGACUUAAAGAGCUGCUAGCAUCGCGUCUUUUCAGACUGGGGUGUUUCUUUUUUUAAUUCUCAAUGGAUUUUUUUUGUUGAUGAGGGGGAGUAAAGAGAGGCAGGCAAGGUUUAUAAAAAAAUGUGUGUGUGUUUUGUGUGUUCACAUAAGAGAGGGGAAGAAAAAUACAAUUAUAUGUCUGGUUUUUAUUCAUUCAUUUCUCCAUGGGAGGGAGGAUAUCCGUUGACUGACCCUUUUUUGUGUGUGUGUUGGUUUUUGGACACUAAAAAGCAGACAUUAACCUGAGAGCAAUUAACCAGAGCUGCCAACCGUCAAGCUUAGCGCUUGCCAAUGCUUUUUGUUUGUUUUCCCUCUCUUGUUUACCUCCUGCUUCUCUCUCCCUCUCUCUCUCUCUCUCUCUCUCUCUCUCUCUCUCUCUCUCGCUCUCUCGCUCUCUCUCUCGCUCGCUCGCUCGCUCAAGAGGUCACCUUCUAGGCAGUGUACAUUGACAGUCCUCGGAUAUGUGGUAAAACCACACUGAAGACUUCUGCACAACUGAAAGGUUCAUAAGUAAAAGGAACAGCACUUAUUAUUUGGUGCAUUCUGCGAAUAUUUUAGUUUUAUGCAAAAUCUGUGUGAGGUACAUAUUGUUGUUGCUAUUAUUAUUAUUAUUAAGCUUUUAUUUUUGUUUUGUUUUUUUAUGAAAAGAAGAUGGCUAUCAGCUCAUGACAGAGGAAAGUGUUAAAAAAAACAAUUUUGAAUUUGCCUCGUCAACCUUUUAAGUUUAAUAGACUUUUGAAUUCUCUGAACCAAACAAAUGUUGAAUUCUCUGUUAUCAAAAGGAGAAUAUUGUGUGCAUGGGGUUUAAGUUAUGGGUGUGAGUUUCCAUGGGUAGAGAGUGUAUGUGUAGCCUAUUUGUACUGUGUGUGUGUGUGUGUGUGUGUGUGUGUGUGUGUGUUUGUGUGUGUGUGUGUGUGUGCGCGUGCGCGCGUGCGCGCGUGUGUACAUUCAAAGAAAAUGCAAACAACAUGGCCCAUUGCAACUGAUUUUGAGAUUGGUUGGAAUUUUGUGUUUCCAUAGCAAUCUUAUUUAACACCAUCUGUUUGAAUUUCGGAAUUAAAUUCUUAUUCUGUCA